AUGUCGCGAUCAUUAAACGUCCUCUCGAAGCCUUUGGCCAUCCACUCCACCAGUCCCAUGACGGGCUACCUCAGAAACGGUUAUUGUGAAGUUCCCGCAUCCGACGCUGGAAACCACAGCAUCGCCGCAGAAGUGUCGGACGAAUUCCUCAAAUUCUCAGCCGAGCGUGGAAACGACCUUCGCCAGAUCGGACUCAAGGGCGGCUGCAAGUGGUGUCUUUGCGUGUCUCGUUGGAAGGAGGCAUUUGAUGCGAGAGGAAAGGAGGGCGACAAGAUUGUGCCCAAGUAUGCAGAACUCGACCUCAACUACCGUGGUACUUGUGCUAAUCGCAGGCAGNNGAUCUUCCUCAACGCCACGAACGAGAAGGCACUGGACAAGGUGUCGCUGGACGACCUCAAGAAAUUCGCCGUUGACAAGGAGUAA
Messenger RNA from Aureobasidium uvarum, 423 nucleotides. The record is from the annotation of a GenBank genome assembly. NCBI's taxonomy places the organism in Eukaryota, Fungi, Ascomycota, Dothideomycetes, Dothideales, Saccotheciaceae.